GGUGCACGUAUGAACGGGUCAUGUGGAAGCCAGUGAGAAAUUGCCGGAGGAGCAGGAGGGUUGGAGGCGGAAGGAAAGUGUAGGCCCCAAACCAGCCCUCCCCACAGUAAAAAACAGAGGCAGUAAUGUCAAAUGUAAAGCGGGUGAGAAACAGCCGAGUGCGGAAUAGUAAUGGAGCCGCUGGGUUUGCGCCAACCCUUCACACACCCCGGAUGGAGGCCUCAAAUCCCAGAUAAGAAGCUCCCGCCCUCGUGGUUGUAGCGAAAAAUAGCGACUGUUCCUCGGUCACAGGCCCGAGUUAACAGCCUCCAUCUUAAGGGUGUUAGAAGAGGAGGAUUUGCAGUCAGGAAAAACAAACCAAACCUCAUGUCAAAAUCUGAAAGUCACUCAGUUCAUUGGGAUCUGAAGAUUUGUACAUCUGAAGGGAUUUAAUUGACCAUCUCAGCUGGAAACUGGUGAGAGGCCGUUCACCUGCUCCUCCUGUGUGAAAGGAUUGAUACAGCUGGUAAACAUGCUAACACGACAGUGCGCUCGCAAUAGUGAGAGUCCGUUCACCUGCUCCAUGUGUAGGAAGAAAUUCAUGUGUUCAUCCAACCUGCUGGCACACCAGCUUGAUCACGUUGAUGAGGAUCCUCUUCAAUGCUCUGACUCUGAGAAAAGCUUUAAAACCUCUGAGGAGCUGGUCCAACACCAGCGAGUUCACACUGACAAGAGACCGUUCAGCUGCUCCCACUGCGGGAAGAGGUUCAGGCUGUCCUCCCGCUUCGCGGAGCACCAGCUCCUUCACAGACACGAGAGGCCGUUCAGCUGCUGUCACUGUGGGGAGUCGUUCAGCGAAUCAGUGCAUCUCACUGAGCACCAGCCAGUUCACACCAAGGACAGGCCGUUCAGCUGCUCCCAGUGUGGGAAGAGAUUCACUCAGUCCUCCCAUUACAUUGAGCACCAAUUGGUUCACUCAGAAAAGAGACCUUUUAAAUGUACUGAAUAUGAAAAGACCUUUAAGAGAAGCAUUAAUCUGCUGAGACACCAGUGCAUUCAAAGUGGGGAGAGGCCGUUCCCCUGCUCGGUGUGUGGGAAGAGAUUCACUCAUUCAUUCCACCUUAUGAUACAUAAGCAAGUUCACACUGGAGAGAGACCAUUCACCUGCUCCAUGUGUGGGAAGGGAUACAGUCAGUCAUCUGAUCUUAUGAUACACAAGCGAUUUCACACUGGGGAGAGACCGUUCAGCUGCUCCGAGUGUAGGAAGGAAUUUACUCAUUCAACCCACCUUUCAAUGCACAAGCGAAUUCACACUGGGGAGAGACCAUUCCCUUGCUCUGUGUGUGGGCAGAGAUUCACUCAGUCAUCCACCCUGCUCACACACAAGCGAGUUCACACCGGGGAGAGACCGUUCACUUGCUUCGUGUGUGGGAAGAGCUUCCCUCUUUUGAGCCACGUUUUGAUACACGAGCGCGUUCACACUGGGGAGAGGCUGUACAUUUGCCCCGUGUGUGGGAGGGGAUUUACUUGUUUACACCACCUGCUGAGACACCAGGCUGUUCACACCGGGGAGAGGGCGUUCAUGUGCUCUGUGUGUGGGAAAUGUUUCACUGAGUCGUCCAGCCUCCAGAGACACCAACGCAUCCACACUGGGGAGAGGCCAUUCACCUGCUCCAUGUGUGGGAAGAAAUUUGCUCAGUCAUUUGAUCUGGUGAGACACGAGCGAGUUCACACCAGGAAGAGGCUGCUCACCUGCUCCGUGUGUGAGAAGGGAUUUACUCGCUCAUCCAGCAACUUCACAUGUCACUGACAAAGUUGGAUUGUGUUGUUGCUGCUGAGGACCAUGUCCAGGACUGAACUUUUUCUCCUUUCUAACUUCAGAUUCUUUCAAUUCUCAGACCUUCAGUUACUCUCAAGGACAAUUCCCAGCUCCCCAUAUCUUCCAGAGUAUUUUCCUUGGCCUUGGGAUCCAGGGAAGGUAUCAGUAACACACAUGGGAUCAGUAAAAACAAAACCCAACCUAUUAAUCACUUUCAGGUACUGGAAUUAGCGUGUGCCCCACAGCAUCUCUCUCACGUUUGAACAUCACACCUGUAAAGGAGGUUUAAAUUUAAAUCCUCAUAAACUUAACAGGACCAGCAGGCUGAUGAGACUGUGUUAAACUGUUAGUGUGCUCUUGUACUGCUCUGUAUUUUGCCUGUAAUGGAAAAUGCCUGAAUCCUUUGUCCCAGUGGAACCUUUGCUGUUAUGAAAUGUGGGAGAAUAUUAAUGAGUCUCUUAUACUUGCCCAUGUCUGCUGCAAUUGUGUAGAAAGGGGAUGUGUAAAGAGCUGGUCUUCGUAUAGAGAUGUGAACCAAGGAAACGGUAUCUGUGUGUGAUAGUAACACAGCCUUGUGCUCACACUCAGAACAAUGCGCAGAUAUCCUUGUGGUUGUGGUUUGAGCAGGGUCAGAUCACGGCUGUAGUGAACAAGUUAAUUAUAAAUAUCUCCAGUGUAGCUGCAGCUGUUUAGAUCAGAGCUGGGGAGAAGAGAGCACUGAAUCCACUGUAUUAUCUCUGUUCUCUGGAUCGGGUAACUACAUUUUUUCAAUAUAACAGUGUUUUAUUCAAGAAAUACAUUCACAGCUUAAAAGCUGAAUUGUAAUUUACAGCAAGAAAACUCAUAAAAUUAAAUACAGAGACUAUAUAAUCUAGUUAAAAACAUGGGAAUAUGUGAUAAUCUGUAAUAACAAAAAUCGGCAAACAAAUGCAGUAGAUAACAGGGAAGAGGUGGAUGAGAUAUUAGAGGAAGGAAUAUUGAAUUAAACUUAUAUUAAAAUUACACACCAAUCCACCAUUCCUAUAUUACAGGCUCUGAAGUAUAUAAAAUGAUGACAUUUAUAAGUACUUCAUUGAAGACCAGAACCAUGUAAGGAAUUACUCUGUAUGAUUGCAGAGCUGUUAAUAAAGUCAGGAAAAGACAA
Carcharodon carcharias (great white shark) is the source of this 2942-nucleotide messenger RNA. Its product is annotated as gastrula zinc finger protein XlCGF52.1-like. NCBI's taxonomy places the organism in Eukaryota, Metazoa, Chordata, Chondrichthyes, Lamniformes, Lamnidae. Gene Ontology annotation, molecular function: DNA-binding transcription repressor activity, RNA polymerase II-specific. Gene Ontology annotation, biological process: negative regulation of transcription by RNA polymerase II. The record is from RefSeq and is a predicted model, not a curated record. The transcript has 2 exons. Bases 512 to 1789 code for a protein of 425 amino acids.